AUGAAACAUCUGGAUGAAAUUCGCUUAAUCCUUAGCAAUAACGCCCUUGACAUUCUUGCAAUUAAUGAGUCCAAAAUUGAUAAUCAGAUUUCAAAUAAUGAGAUACAUAUUGAUGGUUUUAAUAUAAUUCGUAAAGAUCGAAAUAGGUUUGGUGGUGGUGUGGUUCUAUAUGUUCGCCAAAACAUAUCAUUCUCAGAUAGAAUAGAUCUAAUCCCUGAUGAACUUGAGAUGGUCUGCAUUGAAUUAAGUUUACCCUACAAUAAAUCACUGCUAAUAAGCACAUGGUAUAGACCACCAAAUUCUCUUAUGAAUAUAUUUGAUUACUGGGCAAGUUUUUUAGCAAAAUGUGAUAAUGAAGAUAAGAAGCUAAUCCUCAUAGGAGAUCUAAAUUGUGAUGUCAGUAAAACUAUACCUGACCCUCGCACAU
Molecule: messenger RNA, 427 nt
Organism: Paramuricea clavata
Lineage: Eukaryota; Metazoa; Cnidaria; Anthozoa; Malacalcyonacea; Plexauridae
Source: the annotation of a GenBank genome assembly